Molecule: messenger RNA, 582 nt
Organism: Rasamsonia emersonii CBS 393.64
Lineage: Eukaryota; Fungi; Ascomycota; Eurotiomycetes; Eurotiales; Trichocomaceae
Exons: 3
Coding region: 1-582 (193 amino acids)
Source: RefSeq, a predicted model, not a curated record
AUGCAGCUGGUCUGGAUCAAACUCGUCCGUUCCCUUGUAGACGUUGCCGAUGCUGAACUUGAUUCGACCGUAUGGCAUCUCAACAAACCGAGACGCCUCUGCGAAGAUGCCCCGGGUCUGAACCACCGGGUGCCAUUUAUCGUCGGUGCUCGCGCCUCCGAUGAUCUUCAACAGCUUCUCGAAUUCAGCGGAACUCUGCUUAUGAUUGCAAAUGACGUGGUGCUGUGUUUAAUGAUAGGCGACCCCUUACUCCAUGAACCGGUCAAAGGUAUUGGCUGUGGCAAGGAUCCAGAUGUGCUGAAUGAUCAGCUGUCCGAGCUGAUGCACAGGUCUGAUGACCUGCAGGGCCACAUUGAUGGAGAAGGGCAGUUCGACCAUGACGAUGUCGGAACACUCGAUGUUCAUGUUGAGGCUAUUUUAGGUGGCAAAUGUCACACUCAUGACCUGGGAUGGCUGGCUGGCAUCGUUGAACUUGGCAGAGAGCUCAGCCGGUUCGAUCAUGUUCAUGCCCGCGCGAAAGCUCAGGAAGCCCUCGACGUGGAAUUGUACCAUUGGGGACGGAGAAAAGAUUAUGAGUUUUAG